Molecule: messenger RNA, 2548 nt
Organism: Pocillopora damicornis (cauliflower coral)
Lineage: Eukaryota; Metazoa; Cnidaria; Anthozoa; Scleractinia; Pocilloporidae
Product: putative ammonium transporter 1
Biological process (GO): ammonium homeostasis; ammonium transmembrane transport
Cellular component (GO): plasma membrane
Molecular function (GO): ammonium channel activity
Source: RefSeq, a predicted model, not a curated record
AAAGGGUUAAAUAGGGAUCCCAUGCUUGAUGCCUAUAAUACACCAAAGGUUGCAAGAUGAAUCUACUGCGAUAUAAAUUUUGUUAAAAAAAAUAAUUAACAAAACUCUAUUAUAUCAGUUAAAAUUACUUCCGUCAGGAGAAAUGGAAGUCAAAAUGGCAACAAUGUCAGACCUACAGAUUUUGCAAGACAACCUUGACCACUUCUUUCUGAUCAUUACAGGCUGCCUCAUUUUUUUUAUGCAAACAGGAUUUGCUUUUCUUGAAGCUGGCUCAGUAAGAUCAAAGAACACAACAAACAUUCUGAUCAAGAAUUUCUUGGAUGUUUUUAUUGGUGCAGUGGCCUAUUGGCUGUUUGGGUAUGCAUUUGCAUUUGGAGCAGAAAGCAAUGGCUUCAUUGGACACAAGUUUUUUGCACUGGCAGAUUUACCAGCUGACAAAUACUCUCACUGGUUUUUCCAUUUUGUUUUUGCUGCCACGGCAGCAACAAUUGUCAGUGGUGCCAUGGCAGAGAGGACAGAGUUUAAGGCUUACCUGUUGUACUCUGUGUUUCUCACUGGCUUUGUAUACCCAGUAGUCACUCACUGGGCUUGGGAUGGAAAUGGUUGGCUGUACAAGGGUGUGGAUUACACUAAAGACAAUGUAACCUUGUCUGUUACAUUCCAGGAUUUUGCUGGCAGUGGGGUUGUUCAUGUUCUUGGUGGUACUGUUGCCCUAGUUGGAGCAACUGCUGUUGGACCAAGAAUAGGAAGAUUUGUGAAUGGUGUCCCUGUUCUACUUCCAGGCCAUACUGUACCAGUGACAGCUCUUGGAGGAUUCAUCCUGUUUUUUGGCUUCCUGGCAUUCAAUGGUGGCUCACAGGCAGCCAUUGCUAGUGCAGGUGAUGCAGAUGCUGUAGCAUUGUCCGUUGUCAACACAAUCCUUGGAGGAGCUGCAGGUGCCCUAACUGCCAUGAUCAUCAAACGUCUGGGCUAUGCAGCAAAGUACUGGAGCUUACUUUUCACCAUUAACGGCGGACUUACUGGAAUGGUGGCCUUAUGUGCAGGUUGCAAUGCUAUCCAUCCUUAUGCUGCUUUUUUCAUUGGCAUCAUUGCUGGAAUGGCCUACGUUGGAUGGAGCACUCUUCUGAUUCGUUUAAAGAUUGAUGAUCCACUGGAUGCUGUGGCAGUUCACUUUGGUGGUGGUUUCUGGGGUGUGCUGUCUGUUCCCAUCUUCAACACAGAAUCUGGAAUAUUCUAUGUUGGAAGCGAGCAUUCAUUCUGUUUGUUUGGAUGGAACCUGCUGGGAGUGCUUGCCAUCAUGGCCUGGUCUGCAGCAUUGAGUUUCCCCAUGUUUUUCAUGUUGCGCAUCUCAAAGCAGCUUCGUGUCAGUGCAGAAAUCGAGCAGAAAGGUCUUGAUAUUCCCAAACAUGGCGAGCCAGCAUACCCAUUGGCCAGUUAUGGAGACGGUUGGUCAGAGUUGCCACAUAAUCCACAGUCCUAAAAGCUACACAUGUUAAUACUCACUUUUGCAUGAAAAACUGUUUAUUGCAAAUUUUUGAAGAUGAAAAAAUGAUUACACAGAGGAAAGUAAUGAUACUACUCAAAAUGUUUAAACAUGUCUGUGAUGCUGCUGAAUAUGAAAAGUAUCAUGUAGGAUCACCUUAAUUCCAAAUUCAAAAUGCACUCAAAGAAAUAAAGCUUACUGCUUUCACUGCCCUAUUACGUUCUUUCUCAGACUGAAAUGUUUAAGUCCUUCCUAAGCCCACUCCUUCCCUCUCCCACUGAACUUUAACUCUAAAGUAUUGGUUGUAUUAUUGUCGUUCAUUUGAUUGUACUAUAUUGUGCUUAGCUUGAUAGUCAUUUCCUUCUCCUUCAUUGCUUUGGAUUAAAAAGAACAAUACCCUCCUCCACUGGGGGAAUGCAACACUAUUUUAACGCAGUCCAUUACCUCCCCUUUCCCUCCACGUUUCUUUGUUCACAAUUGAGUGGUGCUUGCAUAUUUUCGUAAUUUUUUUAAUCUUACUACAAAGGAGAAUAUUCUCGAAGUUGUAUAAGCGCAUCGAUAACUUGUCAUUGCGCAUUGGAAUCGAUUUCUCGCAGAAACAAUGGACAAAAGGAACGAAUCGAUAAUCUCGAAACCCUUGUUACAAAAUGUUCUUGACCUACUCACGAUUAGAACUUCGGAUACAUGUGUAACCAUGUAUAACUUACCAUAAAAUUUUUAAACAUGCGGUAUAAACCCGAUUGCCUGUACGAGUAAAGAUCCAACAUACUAAAUUAUUGCCCGUCCUGUUUCCACGUGAGAAGGUCCUUGUUUCCAAUUACACUCGAGUCUUCAUUCGUACUUGGCAGCGUCAGCAAGGGUAGAUACUCUGGUUGCACUGUGCAUGACAACGAGGCAUAAUAACAACAGGUCCUUCCAGGUUUGGUGAAAGGAGGAUUGCGCGCUUUUUGUUUCUCUAUUCCGUUAACCGCGCUUAACCGUUAACAAAUACUUGUUUUCUGGUUCUUCCAUAGUUAAUUCACUUAGGUCUUGAAUAGCACAUGCGCAAAAAUCGCACUCACGCAU